Molecule: messenger RNA, 448 nt
Organism: Capsella rubella
Lineage: Eukaryota; Viridiplantae; Streptophyta; Magnoliopsida; Brassicales; Brassicaceae
Product: metallothionein-like protein 3
Exons: 3
Coding region: 87-296 (69 amino acids)
Biological process (GO): intracellular copper ion homeostasis
Molecular function (GO): zinc ion binding; copper ion binding
Source: RefSeq, a predicted model, not a curated record
AAGUUUUUAUUACAAAGCAGAACAAGAACUCAAUCACUACAUUACUCAAACAACCUUCAAGCUUUUUUAUUCAAAAAAACUCAAUCAUGUCGAACAACUGCGGAAGCUGCGACUGUGCUGACAAGACCCAGUGUGGGAAGAAGGGAACCAGCUACAUCGUCGACAUCGUCGAGACUCAGGAGAGUUACAAGGAGGCCAUGAUCAUGGACGUUGGUGCAGAGGAGAACGACGCAAAUUGCAAGUGCAAGUGCGGAUCCACCUGCAGCUGCACCAACUGCACUUGCUGCCCCAACUAAGAAAGUUCCUUUUUUUUAAUAAUAAAAAUGUAAUAUGAAUAAAAUUUGAUGUGAGCUCAUCUAUUGAGCUCAUAUCUCUCUUGUGAAUCUUGGUAUGAUGUGAUGUAAUGGGUUAUGGCCACCUUAUCCUCCAAUACAUCCUAUUUCUAUUA